AUGAACGAAUGCUGCACAACAGGCUUCCGCUGGAACGGCACACCCACCGGCCACGAAGACAAGAUCGGAGACCAACCGGCCUACAUCGCCGGCGACAACAACAAGCGAGCCAUCCUAAUGCUGCACGACGUCUUCGGCUGGACAUGGAACAACACCAGACUACUCGCCGACCACUACGCGAAAGAAGUAGGCGCCACCGUCUACCUGCCCGAUUUCUUCGGUGGAUGGACUGCCAAAGAAGGCGAUGCGUGGAUGAAGCUUGAGAAUGGCAAAGUCUCGAUGGAGACGAAUCCGGACGUCGACUGGCCGGCUUUCUUUGCGAAGAACGCACCUGAAGUCCGCCUACCAGAAGUCGUUGCAUGUGCUCGCACGCUUCGGGAGAAGUAUGACUUUGUGGGUGCUGUUGGUUUUUGCUGGGGUGGCUCCGUUGGUUUCAAGCUCGCUGGCAAAGAACAGAAUGGCCUGUUGGACUGCAUCACGAUUGCUCACCCAGGCACACCUUCAGAAGAGGAUGUUCGUGGCCUCUCUAUACCGACCCAGAUCAUUGCGCCAGAGCACGAUCCCACCUUCACGCCUGAGGCGAAGGAGAUGUGCAAUCGAAUCAUUCCGACGUUGGGCAUCGAGUAUGUCUACAACUACUUCCCUGGAGUUGUGCACGGUUUCUGUACGAAGAGUGAUCUUGGUACUGAACAGGAGAAGAAGUCGUUGGAGAGGGCAAAGGCGGCGGUGGAGUAUUGGUUUCUGGCUCAUAUGGGAUGA
Saxophila tyrrhenica is the source of this 759-nucleotide messenger RNA. RefSeq lists its product as uncharacterized. Gene Ontology annotation, molecular function: hydrolase activity. Bases 1 to 759 code for a protein of 252 amino acids. The transcript has a single exon. NCBI's taxonomy places the organism in Eukaryota, Fungi, Ascomycota, Dothideomycetes, Mycosphaerellales, Extremaceae. The record is from RefSeq and is a predicted model, not a curated record.